Molecule: messenger RNA, 473 nt
Organism: Hemiscyllium ocellatum (epaulette shark)
Lineage: Eukaryota; Metazoa; Chordata; Chondrichthyes; Orectolobiformes; Hemiscylliidae
Product: late histone H2B.L4-like
Exons: 1
Coding region: 19-399 (126 amino acids)
Cellular component (GO): nucleosome
Molecular function (GO): structural constituent of chromatin; protein heterodimerization activity; DNA binding
Source: RefSeq, a predicted model, not a curated record
CUGAAAGUGAGCGGCGGUAUGGCUGAUGAGAAGAAAGGGCAGCAAGCCUCCAAGAAGGGUGCGAAGAAAAGUAUCAAGAAGGCGCCAGCGAAGGGCGGCAAGAAGAGGAGGCGGUCCAGGAAAGAAAGUUACUCCAUCUACAUCUACAAAGUGAUGAAGCAGGUUCACCCCGACACCGGCAUCUCUUCCAAGGCCAUGAGCAUCAUGAACUCGUUCGUCAACGAUGUUUUCGAGCGCAUCGCGGGGGAGGCUUCCCGCCUGGCCCAUUACAACAAGCGCAGCACCAUCAGCUCCCGGGAGAUCCAGACCGCCGUGCGGCUGCUGCUGCCCGGGGAGCUGGCCAAGCACGCCGUGUCGGAGGGCACAAAGGCGGUGACCAAGUACACCAGCUCCAAGUGAAGGACCGCAUUGUACUGAAACAAACAUCCACAACUCAAAGGCUCUUAUAAGAGCCACCCACAACUUCCCAGAGA